Acromyrmex echinatior (Panamanian leafcutter ant) is the source of this 2595-nucleotide messenger RNA. It is a transcript of the gene EF1a-F2, whose product is annotated as elongation factor 1-alpha F2. Gene Ontology annotation, biological process: translational elongation. Gene Ontology annotation, molecular function: GTPase activity; GTP binding; translation elongation factor activity. The record is from RefSeq and is a predicted model, not a curated record. NCBI's taxonomy places the organism in Eukaryota, Metazoa, Arthropoda, Insecta, Hymenoptera, Formicidae.
AGGUGAGUGGUUGUACGUUGUUCAUACACCGGUAAAGCUAUCCGACGAAUCUCAUCCGUGGAUACGACAUCGGACAACAGAGUACUAGAAGAAUUCUCCUAAAACUACAAAAAUGGGCAAGGAGAAGAUUCACAUUAAUAUCGUCGUUAUUGGACACGUCGAUUCUGGCAAGUCGACCACCACUGGUCACUUGAUCUACAAAUGCGGUGGUAUCGACAAGCGUACCAUUGAGAAGUUCGAGAAAGAAGCCCAGGAGAUAGGCAAAGGUUCCUUCAAAUAUGCCUGGGUACUUGACAAACUUAAGGCCGAACGUGAGCGUGGUAUUACUAUUGACAUUGCCUUGUGGAAGUUUGAAACCUCUAAAUACUAUGUGACGAUUAUCGAUGCUCCUGGACACAGAGAUUUUAUCAAAAACAUGAUCACUGGUACCUCGCAGGCUGAUUGUGCCGUAUUAAUCGUCGCUGCUGGUACUGGUGAAUUCGAGGCUGGAAUUUCAAAGAAUGGACAGACUCGCGAGCACGCUCUUCUCGCGUUCACCCUUGGUGUCAAGCAGUUGAUUGUCGGAGUUAACAAAAUGGAUUCCACCGAGCCCCCGUAUUCCGAGACUCGAUUCGAGGAAAUUAAGAAGGAAGUGUCGUCCUACAUCAAAAAGAUCGGUUACAAUCCAGCCGCUGUUGCAUUCGUGCCAAUCUCCGGCUGGCACGGAGACAAUAUGUUGGAAGUAUCCGCCAAGAUGCCUUGGUUUAAGGGAUGGGCUGUAGAGCGUAAGGAAGGCAAAGCCGAAGGUAAAUGUCUUAUCGAAGCUUUGGAUGCCAUCCUGCCACCCACCAGGCCAACUGACAAGGCUCUUCGUCUUCCCCUUCAGGAUGUGUAUAAGAUUGGUGGUAUUGGAACAGUACCCGUCGGUCGUGUUGAGACUGGUGUACUAAAACCUGGUAUGGUCGUUACCUUUGCACCCGCUGGAUUGACGACUGAAGUUAAGUCCGUUGAAAUGCACCACGAAGCUCUGCAGGAGGCUGUGCCCGGCGACAACGUUGGUUUCAACGUCAAGAACGUAUCUGUUAAAGAAUUGCGCCGUGGAUACGUCGCUGGAGAUUCCAAGAACAACCCACCCAAGGGUGCUGCUGACUUCACCGCACAGGUCAUUGUGCUCAAUCAUCCUGGUCAAAUCAGCAAUGGAUAUACACCUGUAUUGGAUUGCCAUACUGCUCACAUCGCCUGCAAGUUCGCUGAAAUUAAGGAGAAGUGCGAUCGCCGUACUGGCAAAACCACCGAAGAAAAUCCAAAAGCCAUCAAAUCCGGUGAUGCCGCCAUUGUCGCCCUAGUACCCAGCAAGCCCAUGUGUGUUGAGGCUUUCCAGGAGUUCCCACCCUUGGGACGUUUCGCUGUUCGUGACAUGCGUCAGACUGUAGCUGUUGGCGUCAUCAAGGCCGUCACCUUUAAGGAUCAAGCGGGCAAAGUCACCAAGGCCGCUGAGAAAGCCCAGAAGAAGAAAUAACUAUUGUAAUAGUUUCCGUGCAUACACCGAUAGUUUCCGUGCGAAUAUGCCACCGGGCGAACGACGGCGUACAUCAGCCGACGUAACUCAUCCUCCUUUGUAUGACUCGCGAGAGACGAACUUGGCAACAUUGUCUACAACGGAGUUCCUCGUGAGGACUUUAUCGCGAGCUACGAUCGGAAAUGAGAGAAUGACGAUCCAAUCGCGCAGAUUGGCUCCUCGUGCAUGCAAGAUUGCGCUGCCGCGUUUCCUCGGCGCGCGGACAUUUCACUUGUCGAAAUGGCUCCGUCAUUUUUUUCAUCGUAAGGAGUUUCGCAGGAAAGAAUACGGGAUGUUUAUCUCUGAUGAUAUAUAUUUUCGUCUCGUGGGAGUCCGCAAGGAGGAAGAGCGAACUUCGCGCGAGCUAUCGCAAACAACGUACACCUACCAACUACUUCAUAACGAACAUCAACAUAAUUUAGCGCGGCUUAAUUAUAUUUUCUAAUUACUAUACGGAAAUAAAUUCUGUAUAUAUCCGAUAUUUCGAGGAGAAACAUGUCAUUAUUACUCUUCGUUGACAUUGUUACUUCAUUAGUAACUUGUCAAAUUCAUCAUCCUUUUGAACAAAAUAAUUCCUCAUUUUUAUCGCUCUCACAUCUACGGUAGCUAUACAAUCUAACCAGAUAAAAAAUAAUAUAUAUUGUUGCGAUGUCCGUAUUAUUUUGUCUUCUUGGUAGCUUUUUUAUAUUAAUUCAGAUUAAUCAUUCAGAUUAUAUUAAUUCAAGAACGUGAGACUAGAGAGAACAACGGUAGUAGACCUUAACAAAGAUAGAUUUCGUUGGGAUAUAUGGGAUCUGUUGUUUCCUCUAAUUAUCUUUCCAUUCAGUUAUAGGUAAGAUAAAUCCAAAUAUCCUCAAGGAAGAAAACCUUUUUCUAUGAAUUAUUCCUUUUAUCAACUAACGUCUAACAAGAAGUGCAAGAUGACUUUUACAAUAACUCGAUACUUUUUAUCCCCCCACGAUUUUUCUACAAACGACAUUGGUUAACGGUUUUCUGUACAUACAUAUAAAUGCCAGCGAUGACGAGUAAGAGCGAAAAUAAAGAAGCUGCGGAAACGA